Molecule: messenger RNA, 8044 nt
Organism: Coregonus sp. 'balchen'
Lineage: Eukaryota; Metazoa; Chordata; Actinopteri; Salmoniformes; Salmonidae
Source: the annotation of a GenBank genome assembly
GACGUGGAUAUUUCUCUCUUCUGUCCCUCUGUGAAGGGUAACUCGGGGUUGGGCUUCAGUAUUGCGGGGGGGACAGAUAACCCCCACAUCGGAGAAGACCCCAGCAUCUUCAUCACCAAGAUCAUCCCUGGAGGAGCUGCAGCUCAGGACGGAUGCCUCAGGUGGGUACCACCACAGUGUAUGGUUACAUGAUCCCAAUCGCAUUUCACAUUGUUGCUUAUGGGUCCAAGGUGUGAAUCACAUUAACUGACUCUUGUUGAGUCUCCCUGUGAUUCUCCCUGUGGAGUGAAUGACUGAUGUACCACAAAAUAUAUCUCCAAAAGUUUUUGUUGAGCAAGAGCAGUGGCAGCAAGGGAAAGUGUUGGGAAAAUAAUUUUGUGACAUCUACGUGAGAAUGCUAUUAAUUGACUACUGCUCAGCAUUCAACACCAUAGUGCCCUCAAAGCUCAUCACUAAGCUAAGGACCCUGGGACUAAACACCUCCCUCUGCAACUGGAUCCUGGACUUCCUGAUGGGCCGCCCCCAGGUGGUAAGGGUAGGUAACAACACAUUUGCCACGCUGAUCCUCAACACGGGGGCCCCUCCGGGGUGCGUGUUCAGUCACCUCCUCUACUCCCUAAUAACCCAUGACUGCAUGGCCAGGCACGACUCCAACACCAUCAUUAAGUUUGCCGACGACACAACAGUGGUAGGCCUGAUCACCGACAAUGAUGAGACAGCCUAUAGGGAGGAGGUCAGAGACCUGACAGUGUGGAGCCAGCACAACAACCUGUCCAUCAUAGUGAUCAAGACAAAGGAGAUGAUUGUGGACUACCGGAAAAUAAGGACUGAGCACGCCCCCAUUCUCAUCGACGGGGCUGUAGUGGAGCAGGUUGAGAGCUUUAAGUUCCUUGAUGUCCACAUCACCAACAAACUAACAUGGUCCAAACACACCAAGACAGUCGUGAAGAGGGCACGACAAAGCCUAUUCCCCCUCAGUAGACUGAAAAGAUUUGGCAUGGGUCCUCAGAUCCUCAAAAAGUUAUACAGCUGCACCAUCGAGAGCAUCCUGACUGGUUGCAUCACUGCCUGGUAUGGCAACUGCUUGGCCUCCGACCGCAAAGCACUACAGAAGGUAGUGCGUACAGCCCAGUACAUCACUGGGGCCAAGCUUUCUGCCAUCCAGGACCUCUAUACCAGGCAGUGUCAGAGGAAGGCCCUAAAAAUGCUCAAAGAAUCCAGCCACCCUAGUCAGACUGUCCUCUCUGCUACCGCAUCGCAAGCGGUACCGGAGCGCCAAGUCUAAGUCCAAAAGGCUUCUUAACAGCUUCUAACCCCAAGCCAUAAGACUACUGAACAGCUAAUCAAAUGGCUACCCGGACUAUUUGCAUUGUCCCCCCACCCCCUCUUUUACGCUACUGCUACUUUCUGUUUAUUAUCUAUGCAUAGUCACUUUAACUAUACCUACAUGUACAUAUUACCUCAAUUACCUCGACUAAAAGGUGCUCCCGCACGUUGACUCUGUACAGGUACCACCUGUAUAUAGCCUCGCUACUGUUAUUUUUACUGUAAUUUUACUGAUUUUAUUUUUUACUUAUCUAUUGUUUACUUAACACUUACAGUGAGGGAAAAAAGUAUUUGAUCCCCUGCUGAUUUUGUGAUCAGAAAUGAUCAGUCUAUAAUUUUAAUGGUAGGUUUAUUUGAACAGUGAGAGACAGAAUAACAACAAAAAAAUCCAGAUAAACGCAUGUCAAAAAUGUUAUAAAUGUAUUUGCAUUUAAAAGAGGGAAAUAAGUAUUUGACCCCCACUCAAUCAGAAAGAUUCCUGGCUCCCAGGUGUCUUUUAUACAGGUAACGAGCUGAGAUUAGGAGCACACUCUUAAAGGGAGUGCUCCUAAUCUCAGCUUGUUACCUGUAUAAAAGGCACCUGUCCACAGAAGCAAUCAAUCAGAUUCCAAACUCUCCACCAUGGCCAAGACCAAAGAACUCUCCAAGGAUGUCAGGGACAAGAUUGCAGACCUACACAAAGCUGGAAUGGGCUACAAGACCAUCGCCAAGCAGCUUGAUGAGAAGGUGACAACAGUUGGUGCGAUUAUUCGCAAAUGGAAGAAACACAAAAUAACUGUCAAUCUCCCUCGACCUGGGGCUCCAUGCAAGAUCUCACCUCGUGGAGUUGCAAUGAUCAUGAGAACGGUGAGGAAUCAGCCCAGAACUACACGGGAGGAUCUUGUCAAUGAUCUCAAGGCAGCUGGGACCAUAGUCACCAAGACAAUUGGUAACACACUAUGCCGUGAAGGACUGAAAUCCUGCAGCGCCCGCAAGGUCCCCCUGCUCAAGAAAGCACAUAUACAUGCCCGUCUGAAGUUUGCCAAUGAACAUCUGAAUGAUUCAGAGGAGAACUGGGUGAAAGUGUUGUGGUCAGAUGAGACCAAAAUCGAGCUCUUUGGCAUCAACUCAGCUCGCCGUGUUUGGAGGAGGAGGAAUGCUGCCUAUGACCCCAAGAACACCAUCUCCACCGUCAAACAUGGAGGUGGAAACAUUAUGCUUUGGGGGUGUUUUUCUGCAAAGGAGACAGGACAACUUCACUGCAUCAAAGGGAUGAUGGACGGGGCCAUGUACUGUCAAAUCUUGGGUUAGAACCUCCUUCCCUCAGCCAGGGCAUUGAAAAUGGGUCGUGGAUGGGUAUUCCAGCAUGACAAUGACCCAAAACACACGGCCAAGGCAACAAAUGAGUGGCUCAAGAAGAAGCACAUUAAGGUCCUGGAGUGGCCUAGCCAGUCUCCAGACCUUAAUCCCAUAGAAAAUCUGUGGAGGGAGCUGAAGGUUUGAGUUGUUAAAUGUCAGGCUCAAAACCUUAAUGACGUUGAGAAGAUUUGCAAAGAGGAGUGGGACAGAAUCCCUCAUGAGAUGUAUGCAAACCUGGUGGCCAACUACAAGAAACGUCUGACCUCUGUGAUUGCCAACAAGGGUUUUGCCACCAAGUACUAAGCCGUGUUUUGCAGAGGGGUCAAAUACUUAUUUCCCUCAUUAAAAUGCGAAUCAAUUUAUAUCAUUUUUUGACAUGUGUACUACUCCCUUCACAGAACAGUGCAAACUGGCUCUAACCAGAAUAGAAAGAGGAGUGGGAGGCCCCGGUGCACAACUGAGCAAGAGGACAAAUACAUUAGAGUGUCUAGUUUGAGAAACAGGCGCCUCACAGGUCCUCAACUGGCAGCUUCGUUAAAUAGUACCCGCAAAACACCAGUCUCAACGUCAACAGUGAAGAGGCGACUCCGGGAUGCUGACCUUCUAGGCAGAGUUGCAAAGAAAAAGCCAUAUCUCAGACUGCCCAUCUUAAUCUUUUCAUUUUUUUGGCCAGUCUGAGAUAGGGCUCCUUUACUAGGCUACCACGUACGUUCAUCCACUCACAACAUAUUUGCAGCCUCCAAACAGUUGUGAAUGGAAAGAGACAUAUUUUACACAGAACACCAAAAAGUGUAAUUUAUGCCUCCACUGCUGUCUGCGCGUGUCUCGGUGUCUGCCACUCAUCUCUGCCUUGGCAAAUUUCAGUGUUCUCGUCGAACCACAUAGAAUUUUGGAGCAUAGGCUAUACUGUAGGCCUACCACCCGUUUUCAUGUCCAUUCGCUCAUAUUAAUGCUUCUGCCAUACGGUAAUGAUAAAUAAUGGUGUAAUAGCCUACAGUUUCCUUGACAUUUUGUUUUCAUUAUUGUGAUAGGCUCAUGUUUUACCGGUACAGCACCCCCCCCACUAUUUAUUUUGCCGGGACGUUGUACAGGACCAUACUGCCUUACUUUCACCCCUGUUAAUGACUGGUGUGUUUGACUCUUCCUGCAGAGUGAAUGACUGUAUCUUGAGAGUAAACGAGGCAGACGUGAAGGAUGUGACCCACAGUAAGGCCGUGGAGGCCCUGAAGGAGGCCGGCUGCAUCGUCAGGCUCUACAUCCGCAGGAGAAAAGCCCUCUCAGAGAAGAUAAUGGAGCUCAAACUAGUCAAAGGUCCUAAAGGUAAGAGAACCAGCGAGCUCAAACUAGUGAAAGGUCCUAAAGGUUAGAAAACCAUGGAGCUCAAACUAGUCAAAGGUCCUAAAGGUUAGAAAACCAUAGACCUCAAGUAAUAAAAAGGUCCUAAAGGGACUGUUUCUGUCACCGUGGAGAUUAAAGCUAGACACAGUGAUAUGAUAUCAUCGUACAUCACGAGGCGACUUCCUAUACAUAAAUCUACCUUUAAAUGUGUUGAGUUGAUGGAUAACUUUAUGAGGCUUGUUGUUGACUAUCUGUGGUCAUUGUGCUCCUAGUGAUACCCCCUGAGAGGAUGAAUAUAGUUUGAAUAGUGUUUUAUUUUUCUCUCUACCCUUAUCUUUUCCCUUUCACUCUCUCACUCUUUUCCUACCUCCAUCCCUCUCCAGGGCUAGGGUUCAGUAUUGCGGGGGGAGUAGGGAACCAGCACAUUCCAGGCGACAACAGCAUCUAUGUCACCAAGAUCAUCGAGGGAGGGGCUGCACACAAAGACGGGAGGCUGCAAACAGGAGACAAACUAUUGGCUGUAAGAACAUCAAAAAAUAGUACUGUAACUUCAUCUUCUCCUUACUGAAAGACAGUUCCCACUGGGCACAGACAUCAGUUCAAUGUCUAGUUUUGAUUUACAUUGAAUUGAGUUGUCAACUAACGUGAAUUCAACCUGAAAUCAACAACAAAAAAGGAACAUAUAAUUUAGGUUUAAAGUUGUGGUCCUCUGUAGCUCAGUUGCAAUGCCAGGAUAGUGGGUUAGAUUCCCGGGACCACCUGUAUGUAAAAUGUAUGCACACAUGACUGUAAGUUGCUUUGGAUAACAGUGUCUGCUAAAUUACAUAUUAUGUUAUUAUUAUUAUUAUUAUAAAGUUGGGUGAAAAACAUACAAACAUUUUCAAAAUUCCUUUACAUUGAUUACUUUUUGCAAAUCCGAUCAGUAUUCCACUUUGAUUCUAGGGCUGGGAAUUGCCAGUGACCUCACUAUACGAUAUUUUCACGAUACUUAGGUGCCGAUAAGAUAAGUUUAGCGAUUCUCAUGAUUCUAUAUAUAUAUUGCGAUUCGAAACUGGGAUUUUAUUGCGAUUUGAUGUUCCAAAAACAUUACUCACUAUAUGUCUGCUCCAGAGAGACAAGAGAGAGCAUGAUCAGUCAGGGAAAUAAAAGUGCUGAAAACAUGUUGGUUCACUAUUUAAAAAGAAGCUGGAGAACAAGCUUUAGGAUGAAAAAUACCAGAGAUUUUGGCGCAGGUACAGCCGACUAGCGCUAGAUAACGCUUCCUACACUAGCAAAUAAACAAAUAUAUGCUCGCUUCGAUGUGAGUCAAACCUUUAAACAGGUUAACACUUGCAAGGUCGCCGGGCCAGACGGAAUACCAGGGCAUGUUCUAAGCGUAUGCACAGACCAACUUCACUGACAUUUUCAAUCUAUCUUUGUCCCAGUCGGUAAUUCCAACGUUUCAAGCUGACCACCAUUGUCCCUGUUCCCAAGAACUCCAAGGUAAUCUGCCGAAAUGGUACUAUCGCCCUGUAGCACUCACAUCUGUAAUCCUGAAGUGCUUUGAAACGCUAGUCAUGACACACAUCAACACCAUCAUCUCAGACACCCUGGGCCCACUCCAAUUCGCAUACCACCCCAACAGAUCCACAGAUGACGCAAUCUCAAUUGCACAUCACACUGCCCUCUCCCACCUGGACAAGAAAGGAAAUAACUAUGUGAGAAUACUCUUCAUAGACUACAGCUCAGCGUUCAACACCAUAGUCCACUCCAAGCUCAUCACCAAGCUCAGGACCCUGGGACUGAACACCACCCUCUGCAACUGGAUCCUGGACUUCCUGACACGUCGGCCCAAGGUGAUGAGGGUAGGCAACAACACCUUAGCCAUGCUGACUCUCAACACAGUCCCCUCCUGUACUUCCUGUUCACCCACGACUGUGUGGCCACGCACAACUCCAACACGACGGUGGUAUGCCUGAUCCCCAACGGUGAUGAGACAGCAUACAGGGAGGUCAGAGACUUGACAGUGUGGUGCCUGGACAACAAACUUUCCCUCAACGUCAGCAAGACAAAGGAGAUGAUUGUGGACUACAGGAAAUGGAGGACCAAGCACGCUCCCAUUCUCAUCGAUGGGGCUGUAGUGGAGCGGAUCGAUAGCUUCAAGUUCCUUGGCGUCCACAUCACUAAGGACUUAAUAUGGUACACACACCCUCAUAAUCGUGAAGAGGUCACAACAGGGCCUAUUCCCCCUCAGGAGGCUGAAAAGAUUUGGCAUGGGCCCUCGGAUCCACAAAAAGUUAUACAACUGCGCCAUCGGUAGCGUGUUGAUGUGCUGCACCACCGCUUGGUAUGGCAAAUUCACCGCCCUUGACCGCAAAGCGCUACAGAGGGUGGUCUGGACAGCCCAGUACAUCACUGGGGCCAAGCUCCCUGCCAUCCAGGACCUCUAUAAUAGGUGGAAGGCCCGAAAAAUUGCCAAAGACUUCAGUCACCCUUCUGCUACCGUCCGGCAAACGGUAUCGGCGCAUCGGCUCUCGGACCAACAGGCUCCGAGACAGCUUCUACCCCCAAGCCAUAAGACUGAUAAAUAGUUAAUUAAAUGGUUACACAGACUAUCUGCAUCGACCCUAUCUUGCACUGACUCUAUGCACACUCACAAGACUAUACACUGAGUGUACAAAACAUGAGGAACACUUGCUCUUUCCAUGACAUAGAAUGACCAAGUGAAAUCCAGGUGAAAGCAUUGAUCCCUUAUUGAUGUCACUUGUUAAAUCUACUUCAAUCAGUGUAGGUGAAGGGGAGGAGACAAGUUAAAGAAGAAAGUUAAAGUUUUGUGUAUGUGUGCCAUUCAAAGGGUGAAUAGGCAAAACAAAAGAUUGAAGUGCCUUUGAACGGGGUAUAGUAGAAGGUUUCAGGUGCACCGGUUUGAGUGUGUGAAGAAUGGUCCACCACCCAAAGGAUAUCCAGCCAACUUGACAGAACAGUGGGAAGUAUUGGAGUCAACAUGGGCCAGUAUCCCUGUGGAACGAUUUCAACAUCUUGUAAAGUCCAUGGCCCGAUUAAUUGAGGCUGUUCUGAGGGAACAAGGGGGUACAACUCAAUAUUAGGAAGGUGUUCCUAAUGUUUUGUACACUCAGUGUAUAUACACACUCACAUACACACACUACAUUGACACUCACACAAAACACACACACAUUCACAUUCACUACAUACGCACACACAUAAGACACACGCAUACCGACACAACGCAUGCACACGCACACACACACACAAAACCAUACGCACACACUUUAACACUCAUCAUAUGCUGCUGCUACUCUGUUCUUUAUUCUUACUCUUAUUAUUAUAUUAUUAACUAUUUUGAUGCCUAGUCACUUUACCCUGGCUUCAUGUACAUAUCUAUCUCAAAUGACUCGUACCCCUGCACAUUGAUCUGGUACUGGUACUCCCUGUAUAUACAGUGAGGGAAGAAAGUAUUUGAUCCCCUGCUAAUUUUGUAUGUUUGCCCACUGACAAAGACAUGAUCAGUCUAUACUUUUAAUGGUAGGUUUAUUUGAACAUUGAGAGACAGAAGGACAACAAAAAACUCCAGAAAAAUGCAUGUAAAAAAUGUUAUAAAUUGAUUUGCAUUUUAAUGAUUGAAAUAAGUAUUUGACCCCCUCUCAAUCAGAAAGAUUUCUGGCAUUCAGGUGUCUGGCAUUUUAUUCCUCUUGUGUUACUAUUUUUAUUGUUUUGUUGGGAAGGGCUCGUAAGCAAGCAUUUCACUGUAAAGUCUACACCUGUAUUCGGCACAUGUGACAAAUACAACUUGAUUUGAUUUGAUUCCUUAAAGUACUUGACUUAGAUUAAGUUAUGUUGUGGCUUGUUGAAAAUGCCAGCCUGUUUGACUGUUAUGUCAGCUACUGUAUGUAACCAACUGCCAAACCAACUGCUAAACCAACUGAAAAGCCAACUGACUCUGACUACCUCCCUCUCCUUCCAGGUAAACAGCGCUGGUCUUCAGGAGGUGAGUCACGAGGAUGCCGUGGCGGCCUUGAAAAACACCCCCGAUGUGGUUUACUUG